AGAUUUCAGGGUAUAUUCUGGCCAGGAAAACUCGCAUUUCCUCGUGAAUUUCCCGGUGGAGUUCCAGUUUAUCGUGUCCGACGUGAGUUAUAGAAGCAUUCUGCUGAAUUGGGUGAAAAAUAUGACGUGUUGUGUGCAGAAAUGCAUGAGUUCCAUGAGAACCAACCGGGAGUAUUCAUUCCAUCUGUUUCCUCAUCCGGAGAAGGAGCCCUUCCGUCACAAACAGUGGAUUGAGGCAACAAACAAUCCCAAGCUGAAGAUUAUGCCGUCAGCUGUUGUGUACAGCCGCUACAGGAUCUGUCGGAAGCACUUUGGGCGCUGGUGCUUCAAUGGGGACUGCAAGAGACUGCUGAAGACAGCCGUUCCCACGCUCUUCCUACACGGGGACGAUGAGGAGGUGUUGGAGACUGAAACUGCGGAGAUUCUUGAGGAAUCACCAGCCAAGAAACAGAGACUGGACGUCACGGAAGAGACUGACUGCAUAGAUAUCGUUCCGGUGGAGGAGGAUUUUUCCCAGGAUGUUCAGCAAGUCCAGAAAGUCUACGAAGAGGUGGAGGAGGACAGCAACUACCUGUACGAAGUGGUAGAGGACGAAAUCCUUCCGGUUCCAAUCGUGGCUGAGACGUGUGCUGGCUGGCGCGAUGAGUUCUUCAAGUGUCCAAAGAAUGUCCUUGCCCAGAACAUCUGCUCCCGGCACGAUCCCUUUGACGUGUCGCUGUCCAGGCGUGCCCUGGAGGACAUUAAUCACGUGUUCACGCACAAGGUGGAGAAUGAGGGGAAGCCGGUGACAAACCAGAAGAACUCCGGCAGAUGCUGGCUCUUCGCCACGCUCAACACCAUCCGGAUUCCCUUCAUGAAGCACUUGAAUUUGGACGAAUUCGAGUUCUCGCCCAGCUUCCUCUUCUACUGGGACAAGAUCGAGCGCUGCAACUACUUCCUCAACAACAUCGUGGACACAGCGCGGCGCGGCGAGGACGUCAACAGUCGCGUGGUGUCCUUCCUCCUCUCCGAUCCCACGUGCGACGGCGGCCAGUGGGACAUGGUGGCGAAUCUCAUCAACAAGUACGGCCUGAUGCCCAAGAAAUGCUUCCCCGAGAGCUUCAGCGCCGAGGCGAGUGGCAAGAUGAAUGGCGUGCUCAAGAGCAAACUCCGGCAGUACGCCAAGGAGCUCAGGGAUCUCGUGGAGGCGUCGGGCAGCGAGAAGGACGUGCGCGAGAAGAUCCAGCAGCAGAUGCGAGAGAUCUACAACGUCGUGGGCAUCUGCCUGGGCAUCCCGCCGGCCAGCUUCACGUGGGAGUACUACGACAAGACCAAGGCGUACCACAAGGUGGGGCCCAUCAGCUCGCUGGACUUCUAUGAGCAGCAUGUGAAGCCCAUCUUCAAUGUGGACGACAAGGUAUGUCUGGUGACGGAUCCGCGCCCCACGAAUCCCUAUGGCCAGGUGUACACGGUGGAUUGCCUGGGCAAUGUCGUGGGCGGUCGACCGGUGCUGUACAACAAUCAGCCCGUGGAGCUGCUCAUUGACCUGGUCACCAAGACCAUCCGCAACGGCGAGCCCGUGUGGUUUGGCUGCGAGGUGGCGAAGAGAUUCGCCGGCGCGCAGGGCAUCGAGGACUUGGAAGUGCAUGACUUCAAUGUGGUCUUCGGCGUGGACAUCCAGGUCACACUCAGCAAAGCCGAUCGCCUGUUGUACGGCGAGUCCGCGAUGAGUCACGCAAUGACUUUCACCGGAGUUUCUGUCGAUGACACCGGUGUCUCGACCAAGUUCCGCGUGGAGAACUCCUGGGGCGAUGAUCGCGGCGAGAAGGGCUACCUGGUCAUGUCGGCGGCGUGGUUCAAGGAGUUCGUCUUCGAGGUGGUGGUGGACAAGUCCAUCGUGCCGCCAGAUGUCCUGAAAGUAUUCGAGAUGGAGCCCAUCGUGCUGCCCGCGUGGGAUCCCAUGGGAACGCUGGCCCAGUAGAUGAGCACAGCUGCCCUGCAUUUUUUGCCAUAUUUACUCAUAUAA
Messenger RNA from Phlebotomus argentipes, 2005 nucleotides. Its product is annotated as bleomycin hydrolase. Gene Ontology annotation, molecular function: cysteine-type aminopeptidase activity. Lineage: Eukaryota; Metazoa; Arthropoda; Insecta; Diptera; Psychodidae. The record is from RefSeq and is a predicted model, not a curated record. Gene Ontology annotation, cellular component: cytoplasm. The coding region runs from base 122 to 1960 and encodes 612 amino acids. Gene Ontology annotation, biological process: proteolysis; L-homocysteine catabolic process; response to toxic substance. The transcript has 4 exons.